AAGAAAGUUGCAAAAUAAAAUUUUUGAGUAAAUUGAGACAAUUAUCAUUUCAUUGUAUAUCAUUUUUGUGACAUUUUUGUUUGGUAGUGUGUCGUGAGAUUUUUCAAAUAUCAUUACAGGUACAGUAUAUGUCCCUGUACUGUAGGUAUCUCUGCCAUGUCCGCCGUGACCAAUCAACCGCUUCCCUAUGGCCGACUGGAGCGAGAGAAUCACAUUCGCAUGAUCUUCCGAGCCUUCCAGAACAAAUGCAGUCCUGUGUGCGAGUGCCACCCUCACUCACCCAGAUGCAAACCUCUCCAAAUGUCUGGCAAACUGGUCCCAGGUCUGCUGAGGAGCGAGGAGGGUGCAGGAGGCUCGUCAAACUCUUUGAGUGUCUUGGAUGAAGUCAGUCAGUUUCAUAUCAAUGCAAGACCACAACUUCAGGGUCCACAGUGUGUUCCACAGAGGAUCUACAGCAUUGGCACAGGAGCCAGCAGAUCACAAUUGUUUGUGGCUGUGGAAGAGAGUUCAUGUGUGUGCCUUCAGUGUUGUGGUCCAGCUCGGUCUUGCUCCUUGCAGGGCUUCGACCACCGAGGGCAGCAGGUUUUCUACUUCGACAGACCUCUCAGGAUUGACGCCUGCUGCCUGGGCUGCUGCCUCAUGGAAAUAAGCGCCUACACGGGUCAGAAGCAACUCAUUGGCACCGUGCACCAAAGGUGGAGCAUGUUCACGCCUCUUUUUGAAGUCAAAGACUUCCAGGGAUUGUCUGCGGUCCGAAUUCAGAGCGCAUGUUGCCCUAGCCGCUGCUUGUCAAAUCAGCAAUUCCAGAUCGUCUCCAAUAUCGGUGAGAAUAUUGGUACCAUAUGGAAGAAGUGGCCUGGCUUUCAGCAAGAGCAUAACAUGGACCAUGAAUACUUCGGGAUGGAGGUGCCACUUGACAUGGAUUCACAAACCAAACUGUUGCUACUGGCAGCCACAUUCUUACUGAAUUACAUGUUCUUUGAGAUGAGCUGAAGGAUGACGAAUCAUGGGUAAAGUGGACAAUCGUUUGACAGUACAUCGGUGCCUUCAGAUAUGAAUUUAAUUCGUUCUGUGACCAUGCUCUUAUCCCAAAACACUGCACAACCAAAUGCAAUUAACACAUAGUAGUACAUUCACGUGCUGUGCCUUUAAAUGUGUGCUCUCUCUCUCUCUCUCCCACACUCACUUUACCCCUGCCUCCCACCUUCAUGAGCUUCUG
Phyllopteryx taeniolatus (common seadragon) is the source of this 1219-nucleotide messenger RNA. Its product is annotated as phospholipid scramblase 1. The transcript has 7 exons. Gene Ontology annotation, molecular function: phospholipid scramblase activity. Gene Ontology annotation, cellular component: plasma membrane. Gene Ontology annotation, biological process: plasma membrane phospholipid scrambling. Lineage: Eukaryota; Metazoa; Chordata; Actinopteri; Syngnathiformes; Syngnathidae. The coding region runs from base 157 to 993 and encodes 278 amino acids. The record is from RefSeq and is a predicted model, not a curated record.